Molecule: messenger RNA, 6922 nt
Organism: Lymnaea stagnalis (great pond snail)
Lineage: Eukaryota; Metazoa; Mollusca; Gastropoda; Lymnaeidae
Source: the annotation of a GenBank genome assembly
AGUUGCUCGGAGUGUAAUAAGACUUUUCCAAAUAAAACCCGCCUUAGGACUCAUAGUCGUAGUCACACUGGUGAACGUCCUUUCAAAUGCUCUCAUUGUAAUAGUUAUUUUGGCUCUAAAUAUCAAGCUAAGCUUCAUGAACGUAGACACACUGGAGAAAAACCUCACUGUUGUUUAAUCUGUAAAAAGAGUUUUAGUGCAUCAAGUGGCUUAGCCCAGCAUAUGAAAAUCCACACAACAGAGUCACCAUAUUUAUGCAAUGUAUGUAACAAAAGUUUUAAGCAGAAGGAAAAGUUGGAAAAUCACAGUAGAAUUCAUACAGGUGCCAAGCCAUACAUGUGUGAUCGAUGCCCCCUGGUCUUUCGAUUAAAACACGCCCUGGUGAGACAUUUAAGAAUUCAUUUAGGGGAAACCUAUAAGUGUUCACUCUGCCCCAAAGAAUUUGGUGAACUUUAUGCUUUAAAGAAACACCACAGAAAUAAACAUACCAGCUUUGAUUUUCCUGGUGCCGCAACCAGUGAAAACAUCACAGGCUUUGAUGCUGACAAGUGUCCUGAAAAGUUGCUGAAGACUAAGGCAGCCAAAACUAAAUCUAAGCAAGAAAGGGAGAUUUUUAAGAAAAAAAGAAAGAAAAUUAAACCAGCAUCUUCCCAUUUAAGUAAAUUUGUUUCAGAUAAAUGUUUUCUUAUGAUCAGAGAGAGCAAUUCUUCCACACUGGUUGAAGAAAAUGGCUGGCAUCGUAUCCCAUUGCCAGGACCCAGCAACAGUAAAAAUGGGACAGAUAAAAUUGAUAAUCAGUGUUUAGAAGAACAUUGUAGGAAUGAAGUUGUUGACCAUCAAAGAGGGCAUCAGAUCAGUCAGCAGUCAGUGAAUAAAGAAUGUUGCACUAGCCAGAAGAGGAAAGUCUUGAACUUGAAGGUAUGUGAAAAUAAGGAGAAUCUGCAGGGGAUACUUUUUCUUUUAUCAUUUAUGUUUGUUUAGACUUUUAAAAUUAUUGAUCACUUCAUAACAAUCAAGAAAUUAGCUUUUUUCCCACUUAAUUAAAAAAAAGUUGUAUCAUUCAUUCAUGAUGUGCACAUUGUUGUGUACAGUUAGGGUUAUAAAGAUUAAAUCUGUUAAUAGUUGACUCCUAGAAGAAACCAUACAAAACACACUGAUCUUACAGCAUACAAAGAAAAAUGAUACCAAACCUAGUGAUACUAAAAUUUAAUUUAAUUACAUAAAUAUAUUUCUAUACAAAUACAAAUGUGAUGCAGAAGUAAAAAGUGUUUCAACUUACAGCAAGUGGAAAAAAAGGUACAAUCCUCAAAAUAGAAAUAUUAAUUUAUACACAAAAUAAUAUUAACCUCAUACAUACAUGUAUAUCUCUAAUUAAGUAUCGGUAUGUCUCAGCCUCAGAAAGUCUAUCUGCUAAGAAACCAGGUGGGCCUUACACAGGAAUUAAAUUUGAAUGUUUUAAGUACAGAAAAUCUAAAAAUUGUAUAGUAUAACCUAUUGGCACUCUUGAGAACAAAUUGGAUGUAAACAACUAUUUUGCCAGCCAGGACAGUGGCGGGUGUGAUGUCAAUUUUAAGGUCGAGACAAAUCUAAGCCGUGGUUGCCAAAAAUAACCCUGUGUAGUUUAAAAAUAAGCAAAGCCCUUGCUUUUCUAGGCUAUGUAUAACAACAUCAACAAAUAGAUAUAUCUUAAAAGCGUUGAUAGUUGUCUUGUGUAAAAUUAAUGAGAUCAAAUUGAACCAUUGCAGUUCAUACUUUGUUUCAACUUUGAACCGAUUUUCUUCAAAUAAACCUCAGAUACACCUUUUGUACUUAUACCCAUGAAUGUCAUUGGGUGGGUUGAUACAUUCAAAAUAAUGCCCAUGGGUGGGUUGAAACAUUCCAAAUGGUUUUUGUUCAAUUAGAUUAAGAUUGAAUUUAUGUAGAAAGAACAAGGUUACAUUAUUUCUCUCUACUUCAGAUGACCAGCUGUUACAGACAAACCUGCAUAUUAAGACAUGAGGGUACUGUAGACAAUCCAAGUAUAAUUAGGAUGAAACCUGCUCCAGCCAAUAAAGACCUUUCUCAGACCGCUACCAUUGAGUACUUUGGUGAUAAAGGUAUUGAUAGAUUUAUUUGUGUACACCUCUGUUUUAUAAUUAAAUAUUCAAAACUUAUUUUAUGUAACAUGUUUCAUCAUUCGGUCUUCUGAAUGUGUUGUAUUCCAUCAGUCGGUCUUCUCAAUGUGCUGUAUUCCCUCAGUCGGUCUUCUCAAUGUGCUGUUUCUAUCAGUCUGUCUUCUCACUGUGUUGUAUUCCAUCGGUCGGUCUUCUGACUGUGUUGUAUUCCAUCAGUCGGUCUUCUCACUGUGUUGUAUUCCAUCAGUCAGUCUUCUCACUGUGUUGUAUUCCAUCAGUCGGUCUUCUCACUGUGUUGUAUUCUAUCGGUCUGUCUUCUCACUGUGUUGUAUUCCAUUUGGUCGUUCUUCUCAAUGUGUUGUAUUCUAUCGGUCGGUCUUCUCACUGUGUUGUAUUCCAUCAGUCAGUCUUCUCACUGUGUUGUAUUCCAUCAGUUGGUCUUCUCAAUGACUUGUAUUCCAUCAGUCGGUCUUCUCACUGUGUUGUAUUCCAUCAGUUGGUCUUCUAAAUGACUUGUAUUCCAUCAGUCGGUCUUCUCACUGUGCUGUAUUCUCAAUGUGUUGUAUUCCAUCGGUCGGUCUUAUAAUUGUGCUGUAUUCCAUAGUUCGGUCUUCUCCAUUGCUGUAUUAGUUUGUUUUUUUUUACUUUGAAUUUACCUGAAGAUUAUUCUUUCCCUAUGAAACCACAUGCUAUGAAUUUGAUUUUAAAAAAACAAACAAUUUUCUCUCCCAGGCAAAAUCUGUGAUUGUCAAACAAAAUCUGACAAGUCCUACAAGACAGUUGACGUCAGCAGCAGCACAGCACCAAUUCCGCAUUACACGCAGCUGAACCAGGUUGUGUUUGAUAAAGUGGUCACCAGAAAUAGGAUCCAGCCCAUAGAUAACUUGACCACAGUUGGCUACAACUUGGUCGCACAACAUGCCCAGCUCUCACAGCAUUACAAUCUAGAGAAUGACCACUGUAAACAAGCUGGUCAUCUGUCAAGGCUCUAUAACAACAAAGCCAGGUAUGAUGGGGAUUCAUCAAAUCACCAUCUCAAGCCAGGGCCAAAGGGCCCUCAAUGUCAGCCUACUGGUGGCUCUUCAAGUGCUCCACAAAGUGAUCAACGUCAUGCACCAGCAAGAGAUUCACCUUACAGUUGCCCAGUUGCAGCAGCAGAGUCAUGUUAUCAAGCAAGCAAAGGACAUCAGCUUUUAUGUCAUUCAGUGCCAGAGGACAAGGCAUCCAGUUUGGGGGAAAUUAGACGAAUGGCAAAUUUAUUAAAUCCUCUUGACCAAUCCAACUUGGGCCUUUGUUUCCAACACACUCUGCAUGUGCCAGGUAUGACAAGCUCACAGGGAGGAUCAGCCCCGCCUGGUGAGGGAAAUAAUCAUAAACAAGUCGCAGAUUUUAGCUUAUAUCAGGAAAGAUUUGAAGGUCCGCUUGAAAUCUCUUUUCACGGAGGUAGCAACAUUGUACACCAUAUGCCAGAGCCAUCUUUACUUGAGGUGGAUGAUGAAGAUGAUACAGGACCCAUAAAGUGGUCAACAUGUGAUUACGACAAUCAGUUGCUGCCUGAUUCCAAACACCAGGACCAGGGUCUGCCUGAUUCCAAACACCAGGACCAGGGUCUGCCUGAUUCCAAACACCAGGACCAGGGUCUGCCUGAUUCCAAACACCAGGACCAGUGUCUAUACAGUGCAGGAAGGUUAAAGUGUUCUGGUAUUUCGGGGGAGACACCUGUUCAGGUAAACACAGAAAGCUUUGAGACUUACUCAGACACCUUUGGAAGGAUACAGUAUCCCAGUGACACUGAUAGUUUGCAAAAAUCACCUUACCCUAAUCACAUGAGAAAAGGUCCAGUUAAGAUGCCCCAAUCUAGUGUUGGUGUUCAUUUGGCAGACACACCUUACCCUAACAACAAGGAAAAGAUACAGUAUCUUAAAGUGACAGGUGAGUCAGGAAAUAUCCUUAACCUGUGUGCGACAGAUUAUUCAUCUAGGAUGCAAUAUUCCAAUGUCUCCAAGAGCUUUGUGACUGCCUUAAACCAGGGCUCUCCUGUGGCCCUAACCCAUUCCAAUGUCUCCAAGAGCUUUGUGACUGCCUUAGACCAGGGCUCUCCUGUGGCCCUAACCCAUUCCAAUGUCUCCAAGAGCUUUGUGACUGCCUUAGACCAGGGAUCUCCAGUGGCUCUAACCCCAUUCCAAUGUCCAGCACAUACUAACAAUUCCAAUGCAAGUUCUCUGCAUUCCAUUCCUUUCCAAAAAACUGCGCCCAAGUCUGUUGUAUUUAAUGGCCACCUGCCAACUAUGAGUGCGACUUACAUGUACUGUCAGUCAAAGCAGACUGACCAGACUUCUGACACUUGUCAUCCUAACCUCAAGAAUGACAGUUUAUUGGAACAAUGUUUGGGAAAUUGCAACAUUUCCAGAAGAGGCAACAUCCCAACAAGAGGCAACAUCCCAACAAGAGGCGACAUCUCAAUGAGGGGCAAAAUCCCAAAAGAAGGCAACAUCCCAACGAGAGGUGACAACUUUGACAACUCUGAAUGCAAUGUUCAAGAGAAUUCACAACUCUGCUUGAAGAAAAAUGCAGACAACACGCUCACAUUAGAAAACCAAAACAUCUUUAUUCCCCUAUUAGAAAACUCUCUUAAAAGUGGGAGUGAAGUUCACACAAAAAAUGUUCAGACCGCAGCUGUUGAAGUUGGCCACCACCCAGUGAAGCCACAUGAUUGUAAUGUGAUGGCACAUGAUUGUAAUGUGACAGGUUAUUAUUGUAAUGUGACAGCACAUGAUUAUAAUGUGAUGGCACAUGAUUGUAAUGUGACUGCACAUGAUUGUAAUGUGACAGGUCAUGAUUGCAAUGUGAUGGCACAUGAUUGUAAUGUGAUGGGUCAUGAUCAUUAUGGCUGGAUAGGUCAAGGUUUGAAAGAUGUAGCUGUCCAGGAUGGUGCAGUGAAUGAAAGCCAAGUCAUGAAACAUGAAAACUUCUCAGUGACCGCAAAGCAAGACAACGGUCUCGGGUCUGGCUGUCCAUCAAAGCAAGACAAGGGUCUGGAGUCUGGCUGUCCAUCACAAGACAACAGUCUCGGGUCUGGCUGUCCAUCAAAGCAAGACAACGGUCUUGGGUCUGGCUAUCCAUCACACAGUCUCGGGUCUGGCUGUCCAUUACAAUUUGAAAAUAUUUUACCCGAGAAAUAUAUUUGUGGAAGAAACAGAAUGAAUAAAGCUGUUAGGAACUCUGAUACAACCGAAGAAAACGUAGAUGGUGUAUUUCAUAAGGAAGUUAGUGAUUUGUCCAAUGACAGACAGUGUCAUCAGACUCAAGGAGAAGUUGGUGAUCUGUCCAAUGACAGACAGUGUCAUCAGACUCAAGGAGAAGUUGGUGAUUUAUCCAAUGACAGACAGUGUCAUCAGACUCAAGGAGAAGUUGGUGUUCUGUCCAGUGACAGACAGUGUCAUCAGGCUCAAGGAGAAGUUGGUGAUCUGUCCAGUGACAGACAGUGUCAUCAGGCUCAAGGAGAAGUUGGUGAUCUGUCCAAUGACAGACAUUGUCAUCAGACUCAAGGAGAAGUUUAUGAUCUGUCCAAUGACAGACAGUGUCAUCAGACUCAAGGAGAAGUUGGUGAUCUGUCCAAUGACAGACAGUGUCAUCAGACUCAAGGAGAAGUUGGUGAUCUGUCCAAUGACAGACAGUGUCAUCAGAGUCAAGGAGAAGUUGGUGUUGUGGAAAUGAAAAAACUCACUGAGACAGUGAAAGUAAAACAGACAGCAACAAACAUGAAGACGAACAAAUUAAAACAGAAUUACAUGGGUAAAAAGGCAUGUCAUGGGAAGACUGGUAGGUCAAAUUUAGAGCAUACAGCAAAAGAUCUAGGAGGUCAACAAACAGCUGGAGAAACAGCCAACACACAAACUGAUAAAAUGAGAACAGCAGACUUUGCUGAACCGGAGCAGAAAUUGUCUAAAGAAGAACCAAUUAAAUUUGGUGAAUUCCAGCCAAAUAUUACUGAAAGUAUUCCAAAGACUAAAAGACAUGUAAGUAUUGAGAUGUGCACAGGCUCCCAGAACAAGAACUCUUUAUUAGUUGAUCAGCCGCAGCAAGGGUCAGACAAGAACUCUUUAUUAGUUGAUCAGCCACAGCAAGGGUCAGACAAGAACUCUUUAUUAGUUGAUCAGCCACAGCAAGGGUCAGACAAGAACUCUUUAUUAGUUGAUCAGCCACAGCAAGGGUCAGACAAGAACUCUUUAUUAGUUGAUCAGCCACAGCAAGGGUCAGACAAGAACUCUUUAUUAGUUGAUCAGCCACAGCAAGGGUCAGACAAGAACUCUUUAUUAGUUGAUCAGCCACAGCAAGGGUCAGACAAGAACUCUUUAUUAGUUGAUCAGCCACAGCAAGGGUCAGGUAGUUUGUUAACAAAGAGACAAAAAUAUGAUCAGAAUGCAAGCAGGGCAGAGUUUGUGAAAGCCAGUUGUAUCAUUGAUGAUGACCUUGACAUUAGGCGGUGCAAGAUUUGCGGAAAUGAGUACAAACGCAUCGGCUGCUUAAGGAAGCAUAUUUUCACAAGUCAUUUCAACGGGUUGAGGCAUCACUGCAACAGUUGUGCCAAACAUUUUCCUCACAAAAGCCGACUUGAUAGACAUUUGAAAACACAUGUUGGGCACAAGCCAUUUCCUUGUGGCAUUUGUCAACAAGGUUUUACUGCACAAAAACAUUUGGACAAUCACAUGAAGAGACACAGUAAGGUGCCGGCAGUGUUCAUAUGCGACGAAUGUGGGAAGACAUUUCCCAGAAGGUAUCAAUUGAAAGUUCACCAGAGGACACAU